AUGGCAGAGGACGGGCCGCCGAAGCAGCAGCUGGACAUGCCUCUGGUUCUAGACCAGGACCUGACCAAGCAGAUGCGGCUCCGAGUGGAGAGCCUGAAACAGCGUGGGGAGAAGCGGCAGGAUGGUGAGAAGCUGCUCCGGCCGGCCGAGUCUGUGUACCGUCUCGACUUCAUCCAGCAACAGAAGCUGCAGUUUGACCGCUGGGAUGUGGUCCUGGAUAAGCCGGGCAAGGUCACCAUCACGGGCACCUCGCAGAACUGGACGCCUGACCUCACCAACCUCAUGACGCGCCAGCUGCUGGACCCUGCUGCCAUCUUCUGGCGCAAGGAAGACUCCGACGUCAUGGAUUGGAAUGAGGCCGAUGCCCUGGAAUUUGGGGAGCGCCUGUCUGACCUGGCCAAAAUCCGCAAGGUCAUGUAUUUCCUUAUUACCUUUGGCGAGGGCGUAGAGCCCGCCAACCUCAAGGCCUCUGUGGUGUUCAACCAGCUCUGA
This is a messenger RNA of Chionomys nivalis (European snow vole), 492 nucleotides long. It is a transcript of the gene Omp, whose product is annotated as olfactory marker protein. Gene Ontology annotation, biological process: sensory perception of smell; signal transduction. The transcript has a single exon. The record is from RefSeq and is a predicted model, not a curated record. Gene Ontology annotation, cellular component: nucleus; cytosol; axon. Lineage: Eukaryota; Metazoa; Chordata; Mammalia; Rodentia; Cricetidae. The coding region runs from base 1 to 492 and encodes 163 amino acids.